This is a messenger RNA of Hippopotamus amphibius kiboko, 2576 nucleotides long. It is a transcript of the gene LMF2, whose product is annotated as lipase maturation factor 2. Gene Ontology annotation, biological process: protein maturation. NCBI's taxonomy places the organism in Eukaryota, Metazoa, Chordata, Mammalia, Artiodactyla, Hippopotamidae. The record is from RefSeq and is a predicted model, not a curated record. The transcript is spliced from 14 exons. Bases 28 to 2157 code for a protein of 709 amino acids. Gene Ontology annotation, cellular component: endoplasmic reticulum membrane.
UCCUGUCCAGCCCGCCGCGUAGCGGACAUGGCGGGCUCCAGGCUCCCACGGCAGCUCUUUCUCCAGGGCGUGGCCGCUGUCUUCCUGUUCGCCUUCGCUUCUCUCUACACCCAGAUCCCGGGCCUGUAUGGUCCUGAGGGCAUCCUGCCUGCACGGAGGACACUGCGGCCGCAGGGAAAGGGACGCUGGAAGCAGCUGUGGGAGACCCCAACGCUGCUGUGGGAGGCGCCGCUCCUGGGGCUGGACACGGCGCAGGGCCUGGAGCUGCUCAGCCUGCUGGGCGCCCUGCUGGCCCUGGGCGCCCUGCUGCUGCACCAGCUGCGCCACCCGCUCGUCUACCUGCUGCUCUGGGCCUCCUACCUGUCUGCCUACCAGGUGGGCCAGGUGUUUCUUUAUUUCCAGUGGGAUUCCCUGCUGCUGGAGGCUGGCUUCCUGGCUGUGCUGGUGGCCCCUCUGAGGCUGCCCCCCCAUCGCAAGCAGCCCCAGGGCAGGCUGGCAGGGGUCUCACCCCAUGAAGGCCUCCCCUUCUGGCUCGUGCGCUGGCUGCUGUUUCGCCUCAUGUUUGCCUCGGGUGUGGUCAAGCUGACCAGCCGUUGCCCCGCAUGGUGGGGGCUCACUGCCCUCACCUACCACUACGAGACUCAGUGCCUGCCCACGCCUGCCUCCUGGUUUGCCCACCAGCUGCCCGUCUGGCUGCACAAGCUCAGCGUGGUGGCCACCUUUGUCAUCGAGAUCGCAGUGCCCCCUCUGUUCUUCGUUCCCAUUCGCCGCCUGCGCCUGGCUGCCUUCUACUCCCAGGUCUUGCUGCAAGUCCUGAUCAUCAUCACUGGCAACUACAACUUCUUCAACCUGCUCACCCUGGUGCUCACCUCCGCCCUUCUGGAUGAGGCACACCUGGCUGCCGCGUCUGGCAGCAGCCAUCGCAGGAAGACACCCCCCUCCUGGCCCAAGGUUCUGCUGGCCGUGCUGUCCCUGCUGCUGGAAUUGGCCGUCUACGGGCUGCUGGCCUACGGCACGGGGCGCUGCUUUGGCCUGGAGGUGGACUGGAAGCAGCGCACGGUUCACUCCAAAACCACCUUCACCUUCCACCAGUUCUCCCAGUGGCUGAAGACGGUGACCCUACCCACCAUGUGGCUGGGCGCGGCCUCCCUUGCCUGGGAACUGCUGACCGCCCUCUGGAGGUGGACCCACGUGCGAGGGUGGCUGCAGAAGUUCUGUGCUGCAGUCCAGCUGUCCAUCUUUGGCACGGCCACGGUCGCUUUGUUCACAGUCAGCCUGGUGCCCUACUCCUACAUGGAGCCCUCGACCCACGGGCGCCUCUGGACUGGGGCCCACCGCCUGUUUGGCACCGUGGAGCACCUGCAGCUGGCCAACUCCUACGGCCUCUUCCGCCGGAUGACUGGUCUGGGUGGGCGGCCUGAGGUGGUGCUGGAGGGCAGCUAUGAUGGGCACCACUGGACGGAGAUCGAGUUCAUGUACAAGCCCGGGAAUGUGAGCCGGGCGCCCCCCAUCGUGGCGCCCCACCAGCCGCGCCUCGACUGGCAGAUGUGGUUCGCGGCCCUGGGGCCACACACGCACAGCCCCUGGUUCACGAGCCUGGUCCUCCGCCUGCUGCAGGGCAAGGAGCCUGUGAUCCGCCUCAUCCAGAACCACGCGCCCAGCUACCCCUUCCACCAGCAGCCGCCCACUUACGUGCGGGCGCAGCGCUACAAGUACUGGUUCUCGCCGCCCGGGGAGCAGGGCCAGUGGUGGCGGCGCCAGUGGGUGGAGGAGUUUUUCCCGCCCGUGUCCCUGGGGGACCCGACGCUGGACGCGCUGCUCAGGCAGUUUGGCCUUCAGGACAAAAGCCCACCCCGGGCCCGCAGCUCCAGCAACGCCCUGACCCAGGCCCUCCACUGGGUGCGGAAACAGCUGUCUCCCCUGGAGGCCCCCGUCCUGCUCUGGGGGCUCCUCGGGACCGUGGGGGCGAUUCGGGUCACGCAGGCCCUGCUGGGCCCCCGGUCCUCCCCUCGGGCCAAGGAGGAGAAGCACAGGCCCGCGCCCCGGGAGCACGUAGUAGCCGCCAGCAAACCCGCGUCCCCAGCGCCCAGCACCAGCAGCGGUUCCCAGACCCCUCGGCGGAAGAAGCAGCCGCCUCCUGCCGGCCCCACGUCCUGAGCGGGUCAGGGUUCUGGCUCACCUCUGGCCUUCUGCAGCAGGAUGUGGUCCCGCCACCGUGCCUUAGCCAGCUGCCGUGCAGACGCAGGUUGGGGCGCUGCCCUGUGGGGCGGGCAGCAGCUGCCUUUCUGCUUCGAGGGCCCACUCUUCCUCCACGCCAACCACGUCCCGUCCCGGGGCACCCUCUGGCCUGAUCGGUGGCCCGGGAGACCUGUGUGUGACCUGGCCUGGGGUCCUUCCCAGGACCUUGUAAUCAGGGCUGUGGGAGGGGUGCAGGCCUGAUGCCCCCGACCCCGGCUUCUGUGCAGGACGGGGUGAGGCUGACCUGCUGAGGAAGGGGAGGAGAGGCGGCCCUAGGUCAUCGCUGCGGCAGCCUGUCCUGUCACUUGGAUCCGUGCACCAAUAAAGGCAGGUUGUGC